CAUUUCUUCCAUUCCGACCGUAGUGUGCUGUGCAGACUUUGACUACUCCCGCCCCCCCUCCUCAGCAUGGAGCAACACGCCCAACAAGCAGAAGAAGUCCAUUCCUCCUUCAAGUAGAGACAUGCUACAGUCUAUACGUAACGAUUUAAGCCACAAAUAAUGACGGAGUCUAAGAACUUUUCAGAGGUUAUUUCUCAGAUAUUACAAGAGGCGCCGACUGCCUGGAAGAAUCUUGGUGACAACCAAAGCAACCUGCUGAAUGUUGCAGAUUACUGCGAAAACAACUACCUGCAGGCAGAUGACCCAAGCAAGGCUGUGGAGGAGGCCAAGGGUUUGGCCACUCAGGCAUUGGCCAGUGUGACCUACCAAAUCAACAGUGUGGCCACAUUACUGCUCAGACUGCUGGACUCUCAGUCCAUGCGUCUUGGCCACAUGGAGUCCUCAGUCAACCUGAUGUCACUGGCUGCAGCCAUCCACUACGAGAAGGUGGCCAGAAGAGAGAUCAGCAUUUUCACCACUUCCAAAAACAAGACUCGCUCCAAACUGGUGACGCCACCUCCAUCAGGCAGGGAGCCGGAGAGAAGCUACUCCAGAGUACCCAUAUCAUACUCCACCUUGGACUUGACCGGACACUGUUUCCAGAUCACGAGGGAGCCCCCAAAGAGAGAACCAGGGACCACCACGGACAGCACACAGAGCGUUGCAGAUGCACCCACAUCCAAUCAAGGCAUUGCUGUACCACUUCCGUCAGUUCCCGACAUCAGCGAUAACCUUCCUGCUCCUCCUCCUCCUCAAGCCACAAUCGACCCCAGUAUGUCUCCUCCUCCUCCACCUCCACCACCACCUUCCACAUCCUGUGUGGACACCAACCUGCCUCCACCACCUCCUCCUCUCGGAGCAGAUGCUGCUCUCCCACCGCCCCCUCCUCCUGUAGCCGGAGCUGGCCAUCUUCCUCCUGCCCCUCCACCUCCUCCUCCUGGAGCAGGAGCUGGCCAUCUUCCUCCUCCUCCACCACCUCCUCCUCCUGGAGCAGGAGCUGGCCAUCUUCCUCCUCCCCCACCUCCUCCUCCUGGAGCAGGAGCUGGCCAUCUUCCUCCUCCACCACCUCCGCCUCCUGUAGCAGGAGCUGACCAUCUUCCUCCUCCCCCACCUCCUCCUCCUGUAACAGGAGCUGACCAUCUUCCUCCUCCCCCACAUCCGCCUCCUGUAGCAGGAGCUGACCAUCUUCCUCCUCCUCCCCCCCCUGGUGCCUCCAACAUUGUGCCACCACCGCCACCUCCUCCUCCUCCGCAUUAACAAUCCCAUUUUGUUAUAAAACCACCUCAAAAGCAACCAUAUUUUCCAAUAUUGUGUAUCUCCCAUAGUAACACAUAGAACAUAUUCAUAAGCUUCAAUGCCAUAUUUUAUAUUGACGUGUGCAUAUCUGUGAAAUAUUACGAGCAAAGCAACUGGGAAAUAAAAGCGAUUGCGUGUGUUCUUGUGGAACAUGGAACCACCAACAUGUUCCAACACCUCCUUCAAUACAUUCCAAAGAAACAAGCCCAAACAGGGACACCUCGUUUUCUUCUCAUCCUUAUUGGGGUUGUUGACUAUGUGCUACAUCUCCUCAAAAUAACUCAAACACAGACAUUAGCGUCCAACCACCGCCACCCUUAUGUUAAAGUGUAGAAAAUGGCUCCAAUUAGCCAUUUUUUUCUCCCCGGUGUCAUGUGACUCAUUAGCGUUACAAAGUCUCAGGUGUGAACGGAGAUCAGGUGUGUUAAAUGUGGCGUUAUCGCCAUCACACUGAGCUUUAACAUGGCAGUAUUGGCCCCCCGGCACUUUUGAAAAAUCUAUUUUAAGGAAGAAAAAAAAAUAUAUUAACAGAAAAAAAGUUGCAAUCUAAUGGGAAGAAGUUUUAAUUUUACAAGAAUAACGUCAUUUUACCACAUUUUUGUAAUAUUAUGAGAAAGAAAAUGCCAUUUUAAUUGCAUAGACUUCAACUAUUAAAGCUAAAGACGUUAUAUAAGAAUAUAUAAAUGCUGACCAAGCAAUGGGUUAUUACAGUUAUUAUACAGCAUUUUUGAGCACUUUAUAUUAUGGAGUCUGACAGCAGCAGGAAUGAAAUACCUGCAACAUCUCUCUUAAGAGUCUUUCUUCAUCAUGGAGGACGGUUUGGCUAGCAUCCUCCUCUUGUCCACCUCCUCCACCUGUUCCAGAGGACAUUCCAGAGGACAUUCCAGGACAGAGUUGGCAUUCUUAAUCAUCUUUUCCAGCCUCUUCCCGUCUGCUGAUGUGAUGCUGCUCCCCCAGCAUAACACACCGUAGAAGAUGGCAGACGCCAUCGCAGUCAUGCAACAAGAGUACAACAGUAGAUGGUGCGUUCAAGGGCCGUCAAACAAAGCGGGACAGAUCGCUGCUCACAUUAAACAUUAAAAAAUUGGGUGAUUUCUUACUAAUAGUUACUGUAAUCAAAUAUGUACUGUGAUAUAAUUAAUUCGUUUUCUACCACUUUUCCUAACGAGGGUUGCGGGGGUGCUGGAGCCUAUCCCAGCUGUCUUCGGGCGAGAGGCGGAGUACACCCUGGACUGGUGGCCAGCCAAUCACAGGGCACAUAUAGACAAACAACCAUUCACACUCACAUUUAAUUAACCUCGCCAAUUAACCUAGCAUGUUUUUGGAAUGUGGGAGGAAACCGGAGUACCCGUAGAAAACAUGCAAACUCCACACAGAGAUAGCCGAGGGUGGAAUUGAACCCUGGUCUCCUAGCUGUGAGGUCUGCGCGCUAUCCGCACGACCACCGUGCAGCCCCUGUGAUAUAAUUAAUAUCUAUGUAUUUUAAUGACUGUUUGCAAUUUUGACUAAAAUGUGUUUUAUGUAUUGUGGCAAAUAUUUAAUAAAAAUAGUUUCUGAAUGUUGCUAACGUAACAAGCUGUACUGUGGAAUACAAAAGCUAGAUCAAGCCAUAUUUGUGUACAAGAAGCAUCGUCAUUUGCCGGAGUUGAACAGUCGCCAUUGAUGGAGCAAUGAAGACUUGUAACAUCCACCCAGGAAAUGUGUAAA
Molecule: messenger RNA, 3042 nt
Organism: Doryrhamphus excisus (bluestripe pipefish)
Lineage: Eukaryota; Metazoa; Chordata; Actinopteri; Syngnathiformes; Syngnathidae
Gene: abi3b
Product: ABI family, member 3b
Biological process (GO): neuron migration
Cellular component (GO): lamellipodium; SCAR complex; actin-based cell projection
Molecular function (GO): signaling adaptor activity; SH3 domain binding
Source: RefSeq, a predicted model, not a curated record